This is a messenger RNA of Ylistrum balloti, 357 nucleotides long. RefSeq lists its product as uncharacterized. The coding region runs from base 1 to 357 and encodes 118 amino acids. The record is from RefSeq and is a predicted model, not a curated record. NCBI's taxonomy places the organism in Eukaryota, Metazoa, Mollusca, Bivalvia, Pectinida, Pectinidae. The transcript is spliced from 3 exons.
AUGAAUCUACUGGUCCACGAGUUGGCUGAAUCACUUUUAAAAUACGUUCUUCCAGUGGAUAUUGUUGACAAUAUAAUUGCCGCAUACAACUCUUCACUGAAAACAUGGGAUCUGCAUCCUCCAAAUUACACGACGUAUUUCCGGCAGGGAACGGCGACGUGGUUUCAAGCAACAAGCAAGUCUGUCUACGAGACUGGUGGUAUGAACAUAUGCAGCAAUGCCAGGCCCUGUAUAACGGAGAUAGAUAUGAGACGUAAUAUAAUGAACAGGGACAUCCCACUCUUUAAUAUUCUUAAUUCUAUAUACAACAACGGACAUUGGAACAUAACGGGGAAUAUUUCUGUGUGUACUUGGUGA